UAUAUAAAAUUGGAGAUGGCUCUUAUUACCUGCUGGAUUCACUGGAUUAGUUGGAGUCACUGGAUUAGUUGGAUUAGCUGGUUUCACUUGAUUAGAGGCACAUAUAGAAAUGUGUUAAUUUAUUUUUUUCCCAUAAUAACAAAGUGGAUUUACAACAGACAAGUUUAGUGGAUUAGUGAUUCUGCUUGGACGAUUCAGAUAACGCAGUAGAGCAGCUGUGCAGUACAGCAGCGGAACUGAACUUCUGCACGGCACGUGGGCGUCUAACGUGUGAACAGAUUGGAUAGAAAAUAAACUAUCCCAUUGUUCAAAGAGCAAGGUCUCUCUGUUCUGCACCUCCAGUCCCCUCCUUUGUCCCGGCCAUGGCAGACACGGCAGCCCAGUCUCUGGACGACUAUACAUUUGAAUACAAGGGAUUUAACUUCCCAAAGGAUGAAAUCACACCAGAGUGCAUCGACUCUCUGGAGGACUUUGAGAUCAGAGACAGCGACGUUUUCAUUGUAACCUAUCCAAAGUCUAGUACAGUCUGGACACAACAGAUUCUGACCCUGAUCUAUGCAGAAGAAGAUGCCGACGCAGCUGAAUUCAAAACAACUUACGAACGAGCCCCAUGGCUGGAAUUCCAAGAGAAGGGGCAGGAUUACAAUGCAAGACCCUCCCCUCGCCUCUUUGCAUCUCACCUGCCCUAUUAUCUGGUGCCAAAGUCCUUGAGAAACAAAAAAGCAAAAGUGAUUUAUAUCUUAAGAAACCCGAAAGACGCCAUGGUGUCUUACUUUCAUUUCCAUAAUAUUAUGGUGAAGAUGGAAAAGACAAAAGAUUUCAGUAGCUUUAUGGAUAGAUAUGUAAAUGGCAAAGUGAUGUGCAGCUCUUGGUUUGACCACAUCAAGGGCUGGUACAGUCAUAGGGACCAGUUUGAGAUGCUCUUCAUGACCUAUGAGGAAAUGAUCAAGGAUCUCCGGGCUGCUGUGCUGAAGAUCUGUACCUUCCUUGGAAAGCGUCUGGAAGACUCAGCCAUUGACAAGAUUGUGAAACAAGCCACCUUCAAGAACAUGAAGAACGACCCCAGAGCAACCUAUGAGUUCCUGCCCGAGGACGUCAUGCACAAGGACCGGGGCAGAUUCCUACGGAAAGGUACUAUCGGAGACUGGAAGAACACUUUCACGGUGGCCCAGAGCGAGUUCUUCGACAAGGUGUUCCAGCAGAAAAUGAAGGACCUUCCUCUGAAGUUCAUCUGGGAUAUUAAUGAAGACGCGGCCUGAGCGAGGGGAUACAUUCUCAAAGAGUUUACUACCAGUCUGGAAUAGACCUGCACCUGGAACAUUUAAAAAAUACUAGAGUCUGUGCUUUUAAAGGAGUUCCCCCCAGUAGGGUGUGCUAACAAGAGAUGAGCCUUGAUGGGGCGAAUGGCCUUUUCUCGUUCCCAAAUUAGUUUCAGAGGGGACAGAAAUUUUGAAAAAUUCAGCUUUUAGAAGCGGUGGAUAAAAAGCAGGUCGGCAGUACAAGUUAUGAAGCUCCUUCCUCUGCAGACAUGUCCGGUUUAGCGAGGGAUUACUGAUUAUGAAAACCUUUUUGACUGAAAAAUAUUUUUGAUUUGGGAGUGAAGGUGGGGGCCCACUAGAGGUCCAUUGCCCAGGGCCCACAAAAACCUGGCGCCGACCGGCCUAUGUUUAACACUCGUGUGACUAAAUGGAUCAGAACCCUGGAGCUGCUGUUCUCUCUCUGGUAUUGUUUCUGUGUUCAGCAGGGACCUCGCCUCUAGCAACAGGUCGUUUGAAUUUGGAAGGAGAAUUUUCUCUGGCUAAAAGAAAACUACAUGGAAGCCCAAAUUACCCGAAGGGUACGACCAAAAUAGCGUGAGAAAAAGAUAUAUACAUCAGGAAAGGGGAUACUGUUGACUUGCCCUGUAAAAAAAGACUUUCACCGAUUAGCGAAUCAGUGCGAUGGUAUUUCACUGCGUCAGCUGGCAAUCGUUUUAAAUUAUACACUCUUGAAAACCACAAAGCCCAAUUCGGCCCAGCAAUGGAGCACGACAGAAUAAAGAUGUCCCUCAACUCCUCUCUCUCCAUACGCGAUGUCAGAGCAGAAGAUGCCGGGGUGUACGAGUGUUGUUUCUGUUCGAAUAAAAGCAAACUCUGCGACACAGUGAAAAAUGUCUCAUUGUUUGUUUUGCAGAGUAAGUUUGUGGUUUUACAUAACAAUCUUGCUUUGCACAGAAGGCUCGGGCAUGGGCUUCACUGCUUUGUCAUGAGGAAUCACCUACCAACAGAGCACCUUCCCCAAAUUCCUUUCUAUCCGUGUCCUGCGAGAGACUUACACUGUUUUGCUCUUUGAGAAACAUCACAAUUCCUUUUCUGAGACAGUUUCUUUGAUUAGCAAUGAGGAUAUGCAGGUACAAUAUUCAGAAUAGCAGAAUAUUCCAUUGGAGGUGCCAGCUGGUUCACCUCGACACAGCUACAGGCAGUAGUGCUGUGGGAGUUUCAGUUAAAUUAUACAGCAAGCUAAUCAGUCGUCCCCCCCAGAUAGUAAUGAGGGAGAGAAAUCUCACCAUAGUGUCAGUGCGCGCCAAGCACAGUCCUUGAGAAAUCAACAAGUUUAAACAAGCAUUGCAAGAACAAAUGCAUGUGUUACUGUAUCAAAAUAUUGUAUAUACUGGUCAUGCUAUAAACUCACUUAUAUCUUUUAGUUGUCAGGGACCCCCCCAGUGGUGACCCUGUGAUGUUGCAUUCCACCCUGUCUUUGCAAUGUUCGGUUGCAUGCGACAGAUUGAAUGCUGUAUGUAAUCAAAGCCUUGCUAGAUUGGCGUUCACCUGGAGAAACCACCCUGGGAAUGAGAUUGAGACAAGAAGGGAGCGGCAGUACUCUAUUCAGCCUGCAGGUGGCGCUUCCUACCUGCGCUUUCAGGUAGAGCAAUCGGACCACGAGAGGAAAUUGAAAUGUGUUUUAUCAGUGGACGGGAAGGAAAAAGCAUUCGCUGAGUAUCAAGUAUUCAUAACAGUUACAGCGUUGGAUCCCAAUACCUCAGAGAUAGUGUAUGUCGCGGAGGGAGAAUUGGUUCUGCUUCCCUGUGUUGGGAUAUCAAGCCGGACGGAAGGCAGGCAUGUGGAAUGGUCAUUUCAAGCGAUUGGGGAUCAGAGCCGAACCCUUCUCAAUGUGUCUGCACCAGCUUACCCCAGAGUCAACCCCAGAGAGACAGUGAGUCUGCUGCCCAAUGCUUCCCUUCUCAAUGUGUCUGCACCAGCUCACCCCACAGUCAACCCCAGAGAGAGAGUGAGUCUGCUGCCCAAUGCUUCCCUUCUCAAUGUGUCUGCACCAGCUCACCCCACAGUCAACCCCAGAGAGAGAGUGAGUCUGCUGCCCAAUGCUUCCCUUCUCAUCCAGAGAGUGCAGAGCCCCGACACAGGCACUUACCACUGCAGGAGGGACGAGCAAGAGAAAUACCACAUGCUUACUGUGUGUGUUUUAACAGUGAACGCAAAUGUGUCUAGCCCUGUUUCUAAAGGCACAGAGGUUGUUGUGAACUGCUCCCUGCUCUGUGAUCACACUCCCCAGGACGCUGUGCUUCAGUGGAUGGACAGUAAUGGGACCCUGCUGGAAUCAAACACAACUCUUUCUACUGGUCCCAGUGCACAGCUGGUGAUUCCCAGUGCCUACAAUAUGACUCUGAGGUGCCGAUUACAAGAUAAAGAACGAGAGAGAGCCAGCGUGGAAUACACCAUACAUGUAACAGAAGAGCAGGGCAGCAUUCAGAGUAAUCAGACCGUCCUCCUCCCUGUGCUGUUGGGAAUAGUUGCUGCUUGUGUAGCGAUCGCUGCCGUCUUAAUACUGCUUUUAAGAGGCAGAAAAACAGGAGACAAAGAAGAUUCUGCUCUUGGUGUUGAGUUGAAUUCUACACACCAAGCAAGCCAAGUGGAAGAGGAGGAAUGUGAAAUUCAUUACGCCACACUAGAAAUUAGACAGCCAGCCAGAGACCAGAGGAGAGACAUGACCAACGAGCAAGUUAUUUACUGUCUAACUGUGCAGAAUAAAUGAAAUCCUGUGUUUUUACUGUGUAAAAAAACUUCUAUAAAAACUGUAACAAAACAAAACUAUGUUAUUAGAGCUGUGCUAACUGAUUAUUCUUAUUGGGAUCAAGCUCUUCACAAAUGAGGGUGGAGAGCCCCUAUCCAGCAGGUUUUAUAGGUGUCUUUACAUCAUCAGUGGCUAAAGAUCUGGAACACAUGUUAAUCUUGACUAAUUAAGCCAAUAAUUGGUUCAAUAAAGUAACAGAGAUGGGUUGAAAGGAAAACCAGAAGCCCCAGUAGCUCUCCAGGACCAGGAGACCCCUGAUCUACACCAACGACCCUCAGCUGAUUGCCAGCCCCUGAUUUCUGUGGAGAGCUCAUCUGAGUCAUCGGUUUGUGCAGCACUAUUUGCUAUGUCUGUUGUCAAACAAACGUUUGUUACUCCUGAAAGCAGAGCAUGUGGUGACUCUGCCUCAUCAACCUGCACUUCUAUUAAAAUGAACCAUUUUACUGUCUCAGGUUUUAUCUUUGGCUCUAUCAAGGAUACAGAU
Molecule: messenger RNA, 4552 nt
Organism: Acipenser ruthenus (sterlet)
Lineage: Eukaryota; Metazoa; Chordata; Actinopteri; Acipenseriformes; Acipenseridae
Product: amine sulfotransferase-like
Exons: 16
Coding region: 363-1259 (298 amino acids)
Biological process (GO): positive regulation of ERK1 and ERK2 cascade; T cell activation; sulfation
Cellular component (GO): cytoplasm; membrane raft; external side of plasma membrane
Molecular function (GO): sulfotransferase activity; MHC class II protein binding; protein tyrosine kinase binding
Source: RefSeq, a predicted model, not a curated record